Molecule: messenger RNA, 8961 nt
Organism: Pogoniulus pusillus (Red-fronted tinkerbird)
Lineage: Eukaryota; Metazoa; Chordata; Aves; Piciformes; Lybiidae
Gene: PHF20L1
Product: PHD finger protein 20 like 1
Exons: 23
Coding region: 194-3541 (1115 amino acids)
Biological process (GO): regulation of transcription by RNA polymerase II
Cellular component (GO): nucleus; NSL complex
Source: RefSeq, a predicted model, not a curated record
GGCUCGUCGCGGCGUGGUGACGCGGCGGCGGGGCGCGGGGAGGAUGGGGCUGUGAGGGCGGCCGCCGCGCCGGACACCCCGCGCCGCGCCGAGCGGGAGCAGCGGGUGCCGCGCUGGGGCUGUGGGCCGUAACAGGUCCCGCCACUUUGCUUUGCGAGCCGGAGGAGGCGCUCGUGCAAAAGUAAAUAUCAAGAUGAGUAAAAAGCCUCCAAAUCGUCCUGGAAUCACAUUUGAGAUUGGUGCUCGUUUGGAGGCACUGGACUACUUACAAAAAUGGUAUCCAUCUCGUAUUGAGAAGAUAGAUUAUGAAGAGGGGAAGAUGUUGGUCCAUUUUGAACGUUGGAGUCAUCGCUACGACGAGUGGAUUUACUGGGACAGCAAUAGGUUGCGGCCCUUGGAGCGACCAGCAUUAAGGAAAGAAGGGCUGAAAGAUGAUGAAGAAUUUGUUGAUUUUAAACCUGGAGAAGAAGUCCUAGCUCGUUGGACAGAUUGUCGAUACUACCCUGCAAAGAUUGAAGCAAUUAAUAAAGAAGGAACAUUCACAGUACAAUUCUAUGAUGGUGUUAUUCGAUGUCUUAAGAGGAUGCAUAUCAAAUCUAUGCCAGAGGAUGCAAAAGGGCAGGCGCGCGAGAGGGAGCAGAUAGCGCCGGAGCUGAGAUUAGUCACGGAAAUCGAACCAAAAGAAGAUUGGAUAGCUUUGGUCAAAGCUGCUGCAGCAGCAGCAGCCAAGAACAAAGCAGGAAGUAAACCUAGAACCAGUGCAAACAGCAAUAAAGAUAAAGAGGACAGAAAAUGGCUAAAAGUUCCUUCAAAAAAAGAAGAAACCUCAACCUCUACAAUCAUGCAGGACAUCCAAAAAAAGGAAGAGGAGCCAACAUCUAGUGACACAUUUGUAGGUUUUCCUGUAGUGGAUGUUCCAAAGAUGGCCUUUGUGCAGGCAGAGAGCACGUUAUCACACAAGAGGAAAAGUAAUCUAGGCAACUCAUUUCAGGCAAAGAGAGCUCGUCUUAACAAGAUCACUGGUUUAUUGGCAUCCAAAGCUGUUGUUGCAGAUGGCGCUGAAAAAAAAGAAGGCAACAAAGAAACAGCUCCAGUCCUGGAGCAGGAGAUUUCACCUAAACCACAAAUUCAGAAAAAAAAUGAAGCUGAUAUUAGCAGUUCUGCCAACAAUCAGAAACCUGCACUGUUAUCCUCAACUUUGUCUUCAGGAAAGGCUCGCAGCAAGAAAUGCAAACAAGAAUCUGGAGAUUCUUCUGGGUGUAUAAAGCCCCCUAAAUCGCCACUUUCCCCAGAAUUAAUACAAGUCGAGGAUUUGACGCUGGUCUCACAGCUUCCUUCUUCUGUGAUAAAUAAAACUAGUCCAUCACAGCCAGUGAAUUCCCCUAGAUCCUGCAAACAUAGCCAACGGAGAAGACGAUCACAGCGUUUAGCCACUUGCUCCUUGCCUGAUGAUUCUGUAGAAAAGUUUUCUUCUCCCUCUUCAGUUACUGAUGGAAAAGUGUUCUCCAUCAGUGGUCAAAAUCAACAGUCAUCAAAACUGGAGGUACCUGAUGUUGCUCAUGUAUCACUUGAGAAGCGUGGACCGUGUCUCCCUCUUGAUUUAAGCCGUAGUUCGGAAGUUACACCGCCAUUAUCCACAGAAUCCACUUUCCAUAACGAAUAUCCCAGUAAAGACAAGGAAGAUACUCAGAUGAUUACAUAUCUUUCUUCCAAAGCAGUAACUGAUGGAAGAGUAGCUACAGGAGCGUCAGCACCCUCGUCCCAUGUACAUACCUUGCAUCUGGAAAUGCCUUUAACCAAUAGUCUAAGGUUGCCCAAAGGGAAUAGUAAAAAAAAGAGGUCUUCCACAUCAGUGAGCUCUGAAGGGACAGAGAUACAGUGCUCUGUGCCCAUAAAGGAGAAGUGUUUUGAGAGUCUGAAGGAGAAAAUAUUAAAGAACGUGAUUGAGAAGGACAAGCAUUCAGAAGUUGGUGCAGCAAGAAUGGAAAGAAAAGGAAAAGUGGAUGAGAAAGUUUCUUCAACAUAUGGUAAAAAGAAAGAAAAGGAAAAGGAGAAAAAAGACAAAAAAGAGAAAGAUCAUAAAUCAAAACAGAAAAAGAAGAAGAAAAAAAAGAAGAAAUCUAAACAGCAUGAUUAUUCGGAUUAUGAAGAUAGUUCUGUUGAAUAUUUGGACAGGUGCUCCUCCCCAUUAACAAGGUCUUCAGGGAGCUCUCUGACUUUGCGCAGUAUGUUCUCAGAGAAGAAUACAUCAUACCAGUAUCCAAGAGCUAUCUUGUCUGUUGACCUUAGUGGAGAAAAUCUUUCAGAUAUGGAGUUCUUGGAUGAUUCCUCUACUGAGAGUUUGUUACUUAGUGGUGACGAAUACAAUCAGGACUUUGAUUCAACUAACUUUGAAGAGUCUCAGGAUGAAGAUGAUGCUCUCAAUGAAAUUGUUAGAUGCAUCUGUGAACUGGAUGAAGAAAAUGGCUUUAUGAUUCAGUGUGAAGAGUGUCUGUGUUGGCAGCACAGUGUAUGUAUGGGACUGUUAGAGGACAGUAUUCCAGAGCAGUACAUCUGUUACAUCUGCAGAGAUCCACCAGGAGAAAAAGGUCAUUCACAAUGUCAGUAUUUUAAAGUGUAUUGGGAUAAUGGGCAGAAAGGAGAUAGACAGGGUAUUCUCCUGAAAGGUCAGAGAUGGAGUGCCAAAUAUCUUUAUGAUAAAGACUGGCUAAACAAUGGACACAUGUGUGGUUUAUCAUUUUUGAAAGAAAACUACUCUCACCUUAAUGCCAAAAAGAUUGUGUCAACACAUCACCUGCUAGCAGAUGUAUAUGGUGUAACUGAAAUAUUGCAUGGACUGCAGUUGAAGAUUGGGAUAUUAAAAAAUAAGCAUCACCCAGACCUUCAUCUCUGGGCUUAUUCAGGGAUGCGAAAAGAACAAGAACAAGUAACUGUCGGGGUAGAGAAAAAAUCAGUGACUUUGCCAGAUUCUGUUAAUCCAACUGAAAGGACAUGUCGCAGUCAAAACCAUAAAGAGCCACCCAGUAUACCCCAGAAGAUGGAAGAAACAUACAUCACAAGUGAGCACAGUUACCAAAAACCACAGAGUUUUGGUCAAGACUGCAAACCAGUCACUGACCCUGUGAGUUCAGAUGAUGAAGAUACAAGUAGUUUUGAGGAAGAUCAGGAAUUUCACACAGAUAAUAAAAACUGUUUACAAUAUUCUUUUAAAGAUGAUGGCAUGAAUGAGCAGAAGAAUCCUGCUGAAGGAAACACUGUGUUUGUUUGUAAUGAAAGAAGAGGCUCAGAAGAACAAGUGGAUACACAUCUUCAAUGGCAGCUAAAUCUCCUUACCCACAUAGAGAAUGUACAGAAUGAAGUCACCAGCAGAAUGGACCUGAUAGAAAAAGAAGUUGAUGUGUUGGAAAGCUGGCUUGAUUUCACUGGAGAACUGGAACCACCAGAUCCUCUGGCAAGGUUGCCUCAGCUCAAGCGACGUAUCAAACAGCUCUUGAUUGACAUGGGGAAAGUACAGCAAAUAGCAACACUUUGCUCUGUAUGACAAAAAGGAAGAAUAAAGAAAUGAAGAUAGGUUCCUCACAGUGAAUUUUCUUUCUAGCCACAAGACUGACAGGAAGACAGUAAAAAGCUGAGCAUUUAUCUGGUUCUUUUCUGAUUAUGUUAGUAGCCUAAAGCUUUAGAGGGAAGAGGGGAAACUCUCAGAUUUUUCCGUGUAACAGAUUUCCUUCCUGUGUAUUCAGUAUCCAAGCUUCAAAAUGUACCACUGCAUUCUGAGAAAUGUUGAUGUGAUUUUAAGAUGUUAAACAAGAUGAAUCCCCCCCAUGCAAGAUAGCUGAACAAACUAAAACUAUGAAGAACAAUGCUACUGUUUUGAAGCCUUUGGCAACAAAUUAUAAAUCAGCAGAAUUCAGCUGACUAAAAGUUCUUGGGAACUGCUUUUUUAGUGAAUUGCUAGUUAAAGGUAGGCCCAGAGACCUCUGUAUGCUCUCUGCAAGGAAAGUUUUUUUAGGUGUUUUCUUCUAUGAAUGGUCAGGAAAAUGAACUUGCUAGUUUGGAGUUUUUUGAAAGAAAUUGCUUAUCAUGGUCUCCUUCUUCAGAUAUUUUUUUAAAUAGAUAUCCUUAUUACAGCACCCUUAGGCUCCUUUAAAACAUAAGUGGCAAAUAGUAGUCAGAUGUGCCAAAUAGCAUUAAAAACACUGGAAUGAGAGUUUUGAUUAUGAUUUCCAUUAAGUUUUUUUUCCAAAGUCCUCCUCGGUGCCAUCAAUCCAUCCAAAACUGUAUCUAGUUUAUAAUUUUUGUUUUAUGUUCUAUUGCAGUAUCCAGGAUUCAAGGUAUAAUUUUUGUCUUGGGUAGUUCUGUUCUGGUGUUGGCCCUCUGAAAUUUUACCAUCCUCAGCUGGGUUGAGGAAUGACAAGAGCAGCAAAAGUGCCUGUGGCUGUGGAUAUAGUAAACCACUAGAAUAAAUAUCACAAGAUACAUUCUCCAAAAUGUUUUUGGUAAAACCUUUCGGCUUCGGUGAACAAAAUGUCACAAAACCAAAGGCAACCUACUUACUCUGUUAGCUCUUGCUGGAUUUUGAGCCCAGGACUUUUGACCUGUGCUUCUAAGUUGCCGCUGUACCCAGUGCUACAUACAUGUUUGUAUGUGUGUGUUUAUGUGUAUAGGAAUGCAUGUUCAUCUAUGCAUACUAUAUGCAUUUCUAACUACACCCCCCUAGUUUUGUUACAAUAGACAAUAAGAAGUGGUGGUUAACAUGAAGUUACCUUUUAACAAGCAGUUUCUAAAAUUGAAAAUAAUGUAUGUACAGGUUUUGAAAUUUGUAAAAUAUGACUGUUAAAAGGAGGCUAUUUAACUGAUGAUGUUAAGAUACUUGAACAUUUUAUGCCUCACACCUGUUUAUCAGUUCUAGUUAUCUGUAUAAAUGCAUUUUAGAACCGAUAGACAGUAAACUUGAAUUUACCUUUUGAUAAAAGUACAAGCCACUGUACAUUCAGAAAUUAUUUAAAUUUGCAAACACACUGUUCUAUAUGUAAGGUACUGUAUGUAAAACUGUUUAUUAAAACUAUUCUGCAUACUCUACAUUUUCCACUUUUUUCCUGAGCUACACAAAAAUGUCCAAAAAAGAAGUGAUUGUUACACUGUACAGACCAUCCCAAAAAAUCUUGGAAUGCCUUUUUGAAGAUGCAUAAAAUGGAAAAAUGUGCCAAAGAUGAAUUAUCUGGGAAAGACUUUGCAACCAGUGCAUUGAACUUUCAUGAUAAAACCAUUAUUGAGAAUGAAAGCAGCAUGGCUGGUUCGUUGCUAAAAUAAACCUACUCUGACAUUUCCCAUCUGUCUAUCAUAUCUGAAGCGAGUUAUCACUCUUGAUGUCCAAAGCAAAAUGUUAACCCCUGUUACAGAGUGGUUGCUAUUUAAAGUCUUGCCACAUCAAGCUUGUAGGAAUUAUUACAGAGCUGCAUGGUAACAUGGAAGUUAAUUAUGGAAUCAUGUUUGGCAGCUUCAUAACACCGAAAGAAUAUCAGAGCUGAGAAACUGUUGACAUUCUUAUAGCAACUGUUAAGAAGUAAAAAGCUCUUGUGUUACAUACUUGGAUGCUUAAAUAACUGCUUCAAAUAAUAUGAACAGUUGAGUGACCUACUUGCUUUUGGAUAUGUGAGACUUAUAUAUUGUUCACUUGCUGCAUAUCCCUGAAUGUGGUACUGUGUGUACUGUAUAAGAGAAGUGUAAAUCCAGAUGAAUUACUUUGAAACAAAGUGGAGUGUAUUUACCUAAUUUAUACAGCAUACACUGUAGCAAUAUUAUGCAAUGUGUGUGCAUGUGUGUGAUGUAAUAUAAUUGUAAAUGUUACUGAAGGUGGAGGUGGACUGAGAGGUUCCGUGUGGGAGGAAGGAGGUUUUGUUCUUAGUGCAGAGAUGGAGGAAUGGUAUCCUGAGAAGGAAAUCAUAAGGUCAGUUAAAGUUGUCCCUACAGCUUUAACUUGCCUUCUGUUUGUAUAUGUAGCAGUCUCUAAAUUUACACAAGUAUGAAAUUGUAUCCCUCAGGAUCCUGCCUUAUUCAGGAUGGACUGUGGUUACAAAAACAACCUGUUCAGUAUUUUUUUAUCUUCAUUUCUUGUGUAGUCACAUACAAAAACUCCUGCAAACUUUCAUAUCUUCUAAGAAAUACAAUCUCAAUGUCCCUAUGGACAGUGCUGUGAUACAUUGCGUAUUGCUUGAAUGCUUCACAAGCUUGUCUGAGUUUGCUUUCUCAAAUUGUGAUAUUAGUCUGUAAAAUGACAUUAGUUUGAGCCCCAGUUUCUCAAGUAUUCAAAGGUUUGAGAUCCGUUUGAAGUUGUUUGUUGUUUUUUUUCUUUAAACACUUAAGUCAAGUGCCAUAAAAAUGCUGAGUGUUUUGCACAGAAUGUAACCUACAGUUGAUUGCUUUGUUUGCCAGUCAAACUUGAUCUGAUCUGGCUUGUACCAGUAUUUUUUUUAGUUGGCCUUAUCGAGAGAAUCUUUUUCCUGUAGGCAUCAUUUUCCAUCUGUCUUCCUGCUUCCUCCUUAAAUGUGCAUGGGGUCUAUAUGCAGUCUGUUUGUGAUGUCAUCUGUCAGGGAACGAGCUGCAGUUCCUUGUGUUGUAUGCUGAGGGAGGCAGACCCUCUCUGAAGAAGAAAUAGCUCAUCAAGAUGGUAUAGGACUAGUUUUGAUACAUUAUGCACAGAAGGGUAAACUUUGCAAGUUUGCAGCCACCUUUUAGCUUAGUGCAAGCUCUUAGUAAUAAACAGAAGGCAAAUGCCAUUGUACAGCAUCCUUCUGUGAUUUCGCUGGGCUAAAUGGCAAAAUUAGAGACUUUAAAUGUCCAACUUCUUGUUUGAGGGUUGGUGGGUUUUUUUUCUGGUUCUGUUUUUGUUGUUGUUUUUUCGUGGAGGUACCAGGAUGAUAAAUUGCAAAGCCGCCUUCUUGCUGUGACCAUACUGUAGGCAUCUACAUCAGAAAUUCUGUGUUUUCAGCUGCAGUAGGUCAUCAAGCAGUCAAAAAUGAAGUGUAGUUUUGGUAAUGUGAUCAGAUACCAUGUGACAGGUCUGCCUCUGUUUCAGUUACCAAACGGAGGUACUUCAAGUCAUACAGGAAAGAAUUGGUUGAAAGAUGCUUCCUGCUAAUCCUUCUUUUGGGUAGCUGCAAGUUGAGUUGUGCCCAUAUUUUGGAUGUCCUGUCUUAGGUGCACAGGUUUUUGUUCAGCUAUGGUGUAAUUUACGGUGAUAGAAGCCUGUUGUUCUCUUUAAAAUAGUCAAGCAGAGUUCCAGUUUCCUGGAUGGGUGGCAAAGAACUGAACCUGUUCUUUCAUGAAUGCAGUCCUCGUGUGGCUGACAUCUACCUGUCUCUUAUGUUUUCUCUCGAAGCUUCUACGUGUGCUCCUCAUCUUUUCAUUCUGCAGCUCGCAUCUGUUGCUCCUUUUGUUCUUCAAUUUUCUGCACUCUUCAUUCUGCUGAGAUGCCUGCAGGGUUUCACUUCUCUGUUCUUGUGCCCAGUUCUUCCUGACUGCUAUGGGAAGCAGUCCUAUGGAAAGAACUCUCCUCUUCUGUCCUCAGCCUCCAGUGUGUCCUGUGAACUUACACAAUUAGAGUGUGUGUCCCAUGAUCAAAAUCUUCGGCUAUUUUUGCUGCCUUCCUUUAGUGACCCCUUAGGCAAUGAUUACUCCCAUCUGGCUUCUGACUUUAGACUUCAACAAAUACUACAGGAAAGCCUCUCUCUGGCACUGUUGGGCCUUGAGCACUCAAACCUGAAGGCUGAGAUGUAAAUGAGUCACUCAAACACCACAGUAAAACUGCAGAAAUACUUUUGUGCUUGCAAACAAUAAUAUCUUUCCUCUAUAUUUGAAAGGGAACCACAACUCUUUUGUUUGGUGUUUUUUUUUUGUUUUGGUUUGGUUUUGUGUUGUGUUUUUUGUUUGUUUAGUUUUUUUUGUUUGUUUUCCAUCUUUUAAAGUGUCAGUGAAAACAGAUCCUGAACAGAACUGGAACUUAAUGUAAAAAUCAGUAGCAAAAGUAGGCAGUGGGAAGCACGCUACAAGCAGGGGCUUUUUAACAAGUGUGCCAUCAGGCCAGCUUGACUACUUUGCCCUGCUAGUAGUUAUAUGGAGGUGCUACUCUGUAGAGAGGGUGCAUGCAAUGAUGCCAUUCAAACAGUUUAGAAUACUGGAAUCCUAGGUUUUCUCUCUACUUAGAAAUGUUACAGUAUGUGCACCUUAAAUUUGGAGUGCUUACUAAGGUCAGGAGCUUACUCACUUUCAAAAUGCCCAUUGCUAUGCUCACAUUUAAUUAGCAGACACUUCUUUUGUGUUCUGUGUCCAUAUGGCUUUUGAGGAUUGUUUUACAGAGGAUGUUUGAAAUACUUCAUUAAUGGUUUUCAUUAUACUAUGUUAUGUCCUAAGCACUGGGUGUGGGGGUCUGUCUUUAGCAAUAAGUAUUAUACACUAUGUGUAUAUCUGUUUAUGUAUGGAAAACAAAUAUGGAGCAUGUAAUGAUGGUGAAAAUACACUGCACAGAGAGCAGAUUGUGCAUUUGGCAGCCCUUCUGCGCCAGCCUGAACAACCCAAAUGAAAAAUUGAGACCACGUGGAGAAAAUGAACUAGCGUGAAAAGUCAUUCAGGAGUGAAUUUCCCUUUCCAUACACACUGAUCCUGUGUGUAAGCAGUAGAUGAGCCAGCCAUUUUCUGUGGCUUGAAAACCCAAAGCUAGUUCAAUUGCUGUUUACUUCCAAGAGCAGCCUUCCUUCCUUCCUUUCAAACUGGCCAAAGCCGUCUCUGUUCAGCUGUAGCCACAUGCGUCAGUGUAUUGUCACUAAACACUCUGAAAGGCAGCAGUGCACUAUUAAAUCUUCUAUGAGAGAAGCAAAAUACUUUCUUCUGUGAUUUGUUUUUUUAUAAUAGCAAUAAUGUUGACUGCAUUCUAAUACUCACAAUAAAGGUCUGUUGAGAUUGUUA